Messenger RNA from Ceratitis capitata (Mediterranean fruit fly), 1814 nucleotides. RefSeq names its product coiled-coil domain-containing protein 96. The transcript is spliced from 4 exons. The coding region runs from base 55 to 1731 and encodes 558 amino acids. Lineage: Eukaryota; Metazoa; Arthropoda; Insecta; Diptera; Tephritidae. Gene Ontology annotation, biological process: cilium assembly. Gene Ontology annotation, cellular component: axoneme; ciliary basal body. The record is from RefSeq and is a predicted model, not a curated record.
UCAGAAAAAAUAUAACAACGCAUAUAAAUAUAUUUUAUAAAAUCUAUUUUCGCAAUGGAAAAGGAAGGCAGCAAGGUUGUUGUUAAUGAACGCGAAGUUGGAGCUUACAUUAAAGAGGAAUCCAAGAUAAAUAUUCAAUUGAGCAAGCCAACGCUUAAGUCCAGUAAAUUGUCGGGCUCCUUACAGGAUGACAAAUUCACUUUGGAACCCCAACGGAUACCGAUGGUACUCGAAGUAACCGAUGAAGAGCUGUUGAGCAGUGAAUCUGAAUCUACAAUUUCAAUGGAAGCACAUGUGCGCUCGUCAUCAACAUCUUCCACAUCGGAAGAUUUCUUCGAAAAAUUGGGCACAAUACCAAACAUAGGCUCAUUCAUAAAGAGAACGCAGGGAAAAGAUAUUGGUUCAUUUGUUGAUCCACUAACCGGCUUGCUGGUUUCCAGCACAGAGGAGGAGGAAGAAGAAGAAGAAGAAAUGGUUGAGGAAGAAGAGUCCUCAACCACAGAAGAAUCUUCUUUUAGUGAAGAUGAAGAACUACUUGAAUUGUUGAAGCGCGAAAAGGAAGUGGAGGCGCCUAAAAUACUGGAUGACACAGAGGUUUUCGAAACAUUUAUGGAAAUGGAAAAGGCACACGUGGUGGAGGAGGUGGUCGAAUUCGAUUGGGUUGCCUAUGAACGUGAAAAAGAAACAAAACACAUUGCAGCAGACACAAUUGUAUUUCUUAAUGAACUGCUCACAGAGGUGGUUGAAAAAUGUGAAUAUAUCGAUCCCAACCUUUUUCUGCGUCAAAAUCUAGACAAGCCCACGUUAAUGGAAGAGAUUGGCGCAAAAUUGAGACAACUCGAAAUAGAACAGAAGACACGUAGUUUUCUAAAUCGACGUGUUGCUGAGUUUUUCUAUCGCAAAGGCCAAUAUCGCGUCUUCAUGGACGAUCCACCGGGCACAAUACUUGAUGAAAUCAGCAAAUUUAAAGAUGCCACCAUGAAACUCGACCAGAUGCUUAGCAGAGAGGCAGAGGUUAAGGGUACUUCUCAGGGACAAAUUAGUAAUAUUCAACUGGAAGUGGCUAAACUGGAAAUAAGUAAUCAAGAGAAAUUACUUGAGUUGGAGCAACUCAUUAAAAAGUCUUUCGCCUACAAAGGUGAACAUUUUAAUACGGAUGUCGACGUGCAAUUACGUACAAUGGCUAAGCUGCGCGAUGAAAUCUCGGAUGUACGUUAUGUAUUGAUACAGAAGCAGCAUUCCAAUGCCAAGUUAGCGGAGCAACUAAAAGAAAUGGAGAAUCUGGGUAAUAAUCUGCAAAUGCGCGAAUAUGAAUCCCUCCAAAAUGAAGUGCAAGCGCUGGAUAAGAAAAUCGAAGAACGCAAUACCGAUCUUGUACGCUCACGGGUACGUUGUAAUGCAGACCUACACAUUUUGGGACAUUUAAAAGAGAAACAAGCCAUGAUUCGUAGUAAAAUUAAAAUCCAAAAAUCCUGUUUAGCUACGCUGCUUCAGCAGAAGUUCGCCGCCCGCAAGUGGAUUUUCGACUCUAAACAACAACGAACGCGUAUGAGAAAGGAAAUCAAGGAGCUAAGCUAUCAAUGCGGUCUGCUGGAUAAGCCGGCACUGAUGUUGGACUAUGAUAAAACAGCGCAGCAAGUCAAUGCUGUUGCAGAUAAAGUAGAGAAAUUGCGUUAUAAACACGAUGAAAUAUUAAAAAAAAUAGCUAAGCUUGAAGUCAAAUGCUUGUAGUUUUACGAGCGUGCUGUCUACCCUUAUCCAUUUUCAUUUGCAAUGUACAUAUAUAUAUUAUAAAAUAAUAGCAUUGAUGCAAA